This is a messenger RNA of Nasonia vitripennis (jewel wasp), 537 nucleotides long. RefSeq lists its product as uncharacterized. Bases 75 to 383 code for a protein of 102 amino acids. NCBI's taxonomy places the organism in Eukaryota, Metazoa, Arthropoda, Insecta, Hymenoptera, Pteromalidae. The transcript is spliced from 3 exons. The record is from RefSeq and is a predicted model, not a curated record.
CCGCACUAGCACUAGAUCACACUUUUAAAGUCUCUCUAUAACUCCGUCAGUCGAAGAAAGCGAAGCAGGACAAGAUGUUCCCGAAACACUUUUUGACCCUCUGUGGCCUCGUGCUGUUCGUCGCCAUCGCCAGCGGAGUGAGCGCACGCUCCGCCGAGGAGUCAGAGGUUCCCCAGAACGAAGUUUCACACGGCGCCGAGGAGGACAACCCCCUUCUGGCAGCCGCCGUCCGAAUCCUAGCCCGUGCUUUUGCGUGGGCCGCCAAACACUGCCUCGAACAAGCCGCCAAUGCCUGCAAACAGAACUGGAAGCACCCAGGAGAGCUCGUCAAGUGCGGAGGCCACUGGUUGGCAGCAAACAAGGGACGUUGCGUCGUCGGUUGAACCGAUGGAUAGUAUUCUCUUAUAAUAUUCUAACUAUUACAAUAAGAUAAUUUUGUAUGAUACCUCUUAAAUUUAGUUUUUGUAAGAUAUUGUUUAUAAUUUUCGUGAAUAUGUACAAGUAAAACUUAAUAAAAUGCUUUUUCUAAGACUAAAA